Prunus persica (peach) is the source of this 1101-nucleotide messenger RNA. RefSeq names its product protein FAR1-RELATED SEQUENCE 5-like. The record is from RefSeq and is a predicted model, not a curated record. Lineage: Eukaryota; Viridiplantae; Streptophyta; Magnoliopsida; Rosales; Rosaceae. The transcript is spliced from 2 exons. Gene Ontology annotation, biological process: regulation of DNA-templated transcription. Bases 1 to 1101 code for a protein of 366 amino acids.
AUGUCUGAGGGCUCAAAGAGUGAUGACUGUGUAACAGCUAAUGGGAGGGUUUACAUUCCUGAAGUAAGAAAUGAGGAAACACCAGCAGUUGGGAUGAAGUUCGACUCGCUUGACCUCGUUUAUAAUUUUUAUAAUAGAUAUGCAUUCUUGGUUGGCUUUGAUUCUACAAAAGUACUCACAAAACAGUUGGGUUCGAUUAAUGUUCCCAUCCAUCAGAAGGUAAGUAUUUUCGAGGUGCAAUCCGGAGGAAUAGAUAAAAUCGGUUUUAUCAAAAAAGAUAGCUACAAUCUUGAAUGUAGUGUGAAUGGGAAGCUGAAGAACCACGAUGUUGAACUAGUGACCGAGUAUUUUAUGGCUGAACAGAAAAAAAAUGAGGCUUUUUAUUUCAAGAUUGAGGGAGAUGGCCAUGACAGGUUUAGUCGAUGUUUUUGGGCAGAUUCAACUUCUAGACGGGCGUACGGGUUUUAUGGAGAUGUUGUUGUAUUCGAUACCACAUUUAACACGAAUCGAUACGACUUGACAUUUGCACCAAUGUUGGGAGUUAAUAACCAUGGUCAGACAAUUGUCUUAGCAUGCGCAUUUUUGAGCAAGGAAACGACUGAGUCGUUUAUUUGGAUGUUUGAGGAGUUUAAGAAAGUCAUGCCAAGUGGCGAACCUAAAAGGAUCAUUACAGAUCAAGAUGCGGCAAUGACCAGAGCAAUUUCAAUAGCCUUCCCGACUACAUUUCAUCGACUUUGCAUAUGGCACAUCUCAUCAAAGUUCUCUAUUAAGUUACCACAUUCUGCUUAUAAGGAGUAUUGGCGUGAAUUUCAGAAAGCCAUAUGGGAUACUGACAAUAAGGAUGAGUUUGAUGCAAAAUGGAAUAUUGUGGUUACAAAGGCUGGUUUGACUGACCAUCCAUGGCUAAGUUCAAUGUUUGAUUUAAGGGAAUCUUGGGUUCCAGCCUACGCACGACACUUUUUUGCUGCUGGAAUGUCAAGCAGCCAAAGAGCGGAAGGUUCUCAUGGUUUCUUCAAGCAAUACAUAUCAAGGAGAAAUUCGUUGAUGAAUUUCAUAAUACGAUUUGAGAAGGCACUUUCUCAUCAACGUCAAAAGAGUUAG